Molecule: messenger RNA, 4106 nt
Organism: Varroa destructor (honeybee mite)
Lineage: Eukaryota; Metazoa; Arthropoda; Arachnida; Mesostigmata; Varroidae
Gene: Fas1
Product: fasciclin 1 Fas1 domain-containing
Source: RefSeq, a predicted model, not a curated record
UGCAGAUACUGGACCGUUCCAACGCUAAGAGAUCAGACCGAUCUAAUUAGAGACAAUAUGAGGAGCAGAACAAUACAUUCAACAUGCUAUCUGACAGCGGCGGGCCUUCUGAUCGCGCUUUUCGCCGAUGUUCGUGCGGAUUCCAACAUCAUUUCGGUUUUAUCUCGCGAGAGUGAGCUUACCAUAUUCCGAGAUCGGGUGAGCGGCGUUUCAUGGUUGAGUUUUCUCGAAGAAGAGGGCAAGAUAACGAUAUUUGCACCCACGAACGUGGCCAUCGAUAAGUUUGACAGGAACAAGUUCGAUAAACUCAGCGGCGAUGACUCCAAGAAGCCAUGGCUACGCAACUUUUUCGUUCAAGUGAGAAUACAACCAAAGGAGCUUCCCAAUGAGCAGUCGUCGUUUGCCAAAGGCGCCCCAAAGCUUUUCUUCAGCCAUUACAAAGAGGACCCUUCGCGGUUCUACGUGAAUGAGGCGUUGGUCAUUCGUAAAUCUCCCGGAUCGACUGAAAGCAUUACCGUCUAUCUAAUUGAUAUUGUACCAAAUUUUUCUACGUUCGAAAACUCGUUUCCAAGCGCCGACGAAGUUCUGCAAAAUACCGACAAGAUUGCUGAGUUAAAAGGAAUUACGGUUCUGGGCUUCCGGGGGCGAGUAAAUUAUUUCGGAGUACGCGACAGUUUCGGCAGCGCAACCCCGUCAACGUUCUUUAUACCCAUUGGGAACUUCCCUAUCCCCGCUUUGUCUAAAAACCUCGUCCUGGCUCACGUGAUCCCCGGGCGCGUCUUGUUUACUACCCAGUUUGGUAAUGACCACUACCCAACAUUAUCUUCGACCUCCGAAGAAAAUACACAAGGGGCUCGAAUCGAAGUUUCUCUUGUGAAUGAGACGAUCGCUGACCUCACUGGUGCAGGAGAUCACCAUGACAAUCACUUCCAUUACCCCCGGCACUACGAAGCUCAACCUCCAGCCUACAUCCUUCUUAUCAAGAGCACCCAGAAAGGGCCGGCAAGCAUAGGUUCAGUACUUUCUCGUAUCAUCCUGGCUAACGUACCCGUAUCCAAUGGGGUAAUCCAUUUUAUAAACUCACCUCUGGGCCUCAUCACACAAUCCGUUGUUUCCUAUAUACAGGAUCCUAAGCACAAUAUGAAUCGUUUCAACUUGUUCACGGACAUCCUGAAGCAAUCUCCUCAGUUCAUGGCGGAACUCAACGAAAAAAAGUCACAGACCCUUUUCGUGCCCACGAAUCAGGCAGUCAGCGUCCUACCAAACGAUGUCUGGACCCAGUACAAAUCUAAUAAAACCGAACUCUUUAAGUUGUUACGCUACCAUUUGGUACCGCAACGUACGCUGACGGAGGAAGGUCUCGCACGAUCCGGUGCAGAAACCGCCACGUCGGCUGCAGGAGUUCCGUUGGUGCUGCGUCGAGUCCAGUGCACCACCGGCUGUGCCUACAAUUCAGGCACUCGUAGUGAGCUGGUGGUAGAAUGCGCCGGAGUGAACGGAUCGGUUGUCAGCGCGAAUAUCGCCGCUACGGACGGCGUUAUUCAUCUUGUGGAUCGCGUGCUGGGAGCUCCCUCGCAUUCGCUUGGAUGGAAGCUGCAGAAGGAAGAAUCCCUCACUACGACGCAGGUAGUAGCAACUAAAGGACUCUGGAAUAAGGUACUGGACCAGCCGACCAGCCGCUUCACAUUAAUGGCCCCCGAUAACAGAGCGUGGCAGCGAGUCAACGAGAACUACCCCUCGGAAUACAAGCGACUCGUGCAGCUGCCCAGUGAAGCUCACGUUCAGGCCGCCAGAGUUAUGGACCGACACCUUGCCGAAGGAGAAUUUACCCGUGACGAUUUGACAAAAAUGUCCGGAAUUAAGAUGCGCAAUGGUGAAACCAUAGAUAUCGAACGAUUGCCAGGAGAUCAGAUGCGGCUGAAAUGGAACGGGGACAUUUGCAAUUUCGUCCGCAACGACUUACAAGCAACGAACGGCGUUAUUCAUAUAAUUGACUGCGUCAUGAUGACGCGUCGGGACCUGAUCGCCUCGUCUGCUCCUCAAGUAAACUCAGCCGGAAACGUUCUCCUGAUGAUCGCUCCGUUGCUGCUAGCAAUCUUUGCUGCCAGAACUUAACGACUCACUUCAUCCUAACGAAACACAGUUACCAUACAUCAGUAGAUCAGUGAAUUAAUUAAUCAUCCGUGCGGUCAUUGUGGGAUUUCGUUGGAGAUUCAUAAGAGAUGAACACUUUCCAAGUGUGAUGCCUCCGUGAAGUUAGUGUAUAUGAUAGAUUGUGUUGCUUUGACGAUAGCAAUGAAAAGCUGGAGAGUGCCGCGCCCGUUGUCGCAACUAUCUCGACCAUUAACAUUCAACGCUUUCUUACCCAUACGUUACGCAACUCAAUCACGGUUAUUCAGGAAGACGGUGCCUGAUAUCGACUAGUUGCGUAAUCAAUACUUCUUCGAGUACACUCACAAUAGGUUUAGAGAAACUAGAAACUUUCACAAGAGCCAUUGUUUAUCUCAGAUUUUUGGGCUGUUUCGUUGAUUUGCCGGGUAUGGAGCGAUUCCUCUGAUUGGAAAAACCAGGUCAACAUCUAGAAUAUAAUCAUAACAAAAGGAUGCUCUCCAAAACUAUGUCCAUGUGAAGAAGUUCGCUAGUGCUAAUAUUCGACAAGGGUGUCGCAGUUCCGUAACGCGUUGACAGCUUGUGAUUGCCUGAUUCAUUGAUGCUAAUCUAUUAACCCUGACGAACAACAGCGAAAUAGACAUACGUGUGACCUGUAGGAACGAACCUAAAAUAGGCAGAGCUGCCGUAUCAAAUAGAAAGGCUAGGCCUUUGGGUAAAAACGUGACCGUGACUAACGAAACAGCAGAUCUAAGAGUCAUAUAGGUGCUACCCAAGCGCCCAUCCGUUAGCGAAGAAGAAAACGUACGUUGUCUAUGGUAACUAUCACGAGUUGUGAUAUUUCGUUAAACUCAACAUCAGCUGAGGAUCGUCUGAAGCCGAAUGCUUCUUUAAAAGCAGGAACAACAUGGUAUGAAUGCAGAAGCAGGGAGAAGCAAUUGACCCAUUACAACUGUGCAACGACACCGAAAGUUCGAGGUGGCUGCUGGAAAAGCUAAAGGACGGAGUAUGAGAUGUUAGGUAAAACCUACCUGAUACUUUUAAUGACUCUAGCGAAGAACAGCCCUUUCGAGUACCGCUUCUUUUAAUUGCCUUAUCCAGUAGUCAAGAAGAGAACAACAUAAGAAAAGAGAGGAAAAAAUCAUAUUGGGCGCCGUCAGGCUUAUAAGACGCGCAGUCUAAGUACAUUUCAUAUGGUCUUCUAAACGGGUAGGAAAUCUUACAAUGGACAAUAAUAGCAAAACUUGGCCGAACGGUCUUCAAGAGCGAUGCUUACCGGCCAUACGUAAAGAUACGUCGGCCAGAGAAAUUUCUGUACUUUGUGGCUUGAUAGUAAAUGGCGACUUGAAAUGUCAGAAGUUGGGAACGAGCAGUUGAAACUUAGGGUUUUGGCUAUCUACAGAGCAAACGCUCUUAGAUAACUUAUAUUCCCUAACCUAACAGUUAUUUAAGAUUAUUAUUAUUAAUUAUAUUACAUUAAUAAAAACAGAUUAUUAAUAUUCUUAUUAUAGUAAAGCAAUCAUAAAGGGACCGAGAGACCAACAUGUUGUUAAAGAUACAAUUAAAAUCUAUUUCGAGAAGUAUAGUAUAUUUGGUACAGAUACUGCUAUGGUAGCUACGAAUGGCUAUCGUAUACCGUCUGGACAAGAUUUAAGAACGUUCCCUUACAUUUAUCGUCAACAACAAGAAUUGCCCGCAAAGUUACCUAAUGAUGAGAUAUCUGCCCACCGCCGGGACGGAGGUUCUCAACUGUAGAAUAACUAUCGACUAACAUUAAAUAGUAAAUUGAUUAAAAAAUCCUCAUUUAAUGGGGCUUACGAUUAAUUUUUAGAAGUCCUAUAGAUAAAAAGGGGAAUGGUAACAAAAUUAUUAUUAUACCUCUAAAAAUCACUACACUUCCAUCACCUAUCGCUACUGUGCUAUCGCGAUGUGUGAGGCAAAUGUUGCUAUAUAUAUAUAUAUAUAUAUAUAUAUAUACAUAUAUAUAUAUAUAUAUA